Messenger RNA from Labrus bergylta (ballan wrasse), 733 nucleotides. Its product is annotated as calcium-binding protein 2. Gene Ontology annotation, cellular component: cytoplasm. The record is from RefSeq and is a predicted model, not a curated record. Gene Ontology annotation, biological process: regulation of voltage-gated calcium channel activity. Lineage: Eukaryota; Metazoa; Chordata; Actinopteri; Labriformes; Labridae. Gene Ontology annotation, molecular function: calcium ion binding; calcium channel regulator activity.
ACUGAGCAGCCAUUCACAACACAAGUGGAACACCACUCAAGGAGGAAGAGAAGCUCGUUUUCUAUUUGUUGUCUCAUUCAUCAUCUGGGAAAGCAUGUCAAAGGCAGGGGACAGGACACCCUCAACAACUUCUGUUGAUUCAGCAUCAACUGAUGGCAAAGAAGGUGGCUCAGUGUCUGAAACACCCAAGAAAUCAUCAAAGAAGUCAAAGAAGAGCACUGAGAGUAUGAACAAAGUCUACACCACUGUGCUCAACAGUGUGUUUGGGGCGGACAGAGAAUUAGCUCAGGCUGAGUUGGAUGAGUUACAAGAGGCCUUCAAAGAGUUUGACUAUGACCAAGAUGGAUACCUGAACUACAAGGAUGUGGCUGAAUGCAUGAGAACUAUGGGAUACAUGCCCACAGAGAUGGAGCUGCUGGAGAUAGUACAACAAAUCAAAAUGAGAAUGGGGGGGUUGAUGGAUUUUGAAGACUUUGUUGAACUGAUGGGACCCAGGAUGAUGGGAGAGACUGCUCAUAUGCUCGGACUUAAAGAGCUCCAGUCCGCUUUUGUACAGUUUGAUCUUGAUGGGGAUGGAAAGAUCAACCAGGAUGAGAUGAAAGAGGCCAUUAAGUCACUGUUGGGGGAGAAGCUAAAGAAAGGAGAACUAGAGGAAAUCUUAAAGGAGCUGGACAUCAACGCGGAUGGAAACAUCGACUUUGAAGAGUUUGUGAUGAUGCUCUCCAUUCGCUAG